AUGUGGUCAACUGGCACCCGAUACCAAGUCGCCUUUCCGAAGACACCAAUGCGACUAUCACUGCUGCUCCUUCCACUCCUCUGUCAACUAUGUCUUUGUGACGAUGCCACACAGUUGUGCGGAUCUUUGGAAGCACAAACCAGCUGUGGCCAAUGCAUCAAACAACAUCCGGAAUGCGCAUGGUGUCGGGAUCCUCACAGCACCGAGCAAAAGCGAUGUCAAGUAAGAUCGGCAUUCAAGACGGAGACGUGCAAUCCGUCCUAUGUCUAUUCACCGGUCACUGAAAUUCGAAUUGGACCACAUAAUAUGCCGCUCGGUUCACCAGGAUCCGGAAAGUCGAUUGUUCAACUCGAGCCACAGCAGAAUAUGCCGCUCGGUUCACCAGGAUCCGGAAAGUCGAUUGUUCAACUCGAGCCACAGCAGGUCGUCCUUCGAAUGAAACCAGGAGACACAUUGAUUGUGCCGUACAAGUACUUGCAUCGCAAGCCACCUGCUGGUUACGAUGUCAAAGAUUUCCUGGUCCAAACGAGCGAGUAUAAGAAACUCGGUAUCAACCUGCAGUUCUUGGUCGAUUGUAAUGGAAAAGAGACCGAAACCAAGCAGUGUAGCGCUAUCAAGGAAGGUCAAAAAAUCAAUUUCAAAAUCAAGGUGACCCUGAUGGACUGUCGUGACGGCGCCGACGUUGCCAUUUCCGUCGGGGUGUACGGCUACACGACCGUCUCUGCUCUUUACAUCACGCCGCUUUGCGGGUGUGAAUGCGAGAAGCCUAGCCAGCAGGAGAAGAAUUCACCACUGUGCCACCAACAUGGCAAUCUCAUCUGUGGCCAAUGUGUUUGCGAAUCGACUCGAGGAGGUGAUCGAUGUGAAUGUCCAUUGGCGAGCUAUGGGGUGAAGAACGCGCUUGAAUUGGAGGACCGAUGCCGAGAAAAGCCCGGUGCACCUAUAUGUUCCGGCAAAGGUUUGUGCAGAUGCGGGCAAUGCCAAUGCAACUUGCAAACGAUCAGCGGUCGCUUCUGUCAGUGUGACCAUUUGUCGUGUCCUACUGGAGCAGAUGGACGGCAGUGCAGCGGAAACGGUGUGUGCGAAUGUGGAACGUGCAGAUGUGAAGAAGGAUGGGAACGAGAUGACUGCUCGUGUAGUACAGACAAAGGCACGUGCAUGGAAGGCGGAACCGAAUGCUCUGGCAAUGGUCACUGUGAAUGUGGAAAAUGCGUCUGCGAUGAAGGCUUUAAUGGAGCCACUUGUGGCAUAGCUGACGAGGUUGUGACCGCUGCACCAACGGAACCGGAGGAAGCCAUCGAAGAGGAGCCGACGGAAACUGCGGAGGCUGAUCUUAAAGAGGACGAGAUGGCCGAAGCUGACGACAAAAUCGACGCCGGAGCAGCUGAUGAUACGAUUCCGGAAGCGACCGAGAGUGACUAUUCAGCGCCUGAGCCUGGCACCCCCGAAGAGGCGAAAUCUUCAGCGCCAGCUGUUCUCGUGUCACUCGUUUUUGUUAGCAUUGCAUCUAUGCUCAUCUAG
Molecule: messenger RNA, 1521 nt
Organism: Ostertagia ostertagi
Lineage: Eukaryota; Metazoa; Nematoda; Chromadorea; Rhabditida; Trichostrongylidae
Source: the annotation of a GenBank genome assembly